Messenger RNA from Fusarium odoratissimum NRRL 54006, 1782 nucleotides. RefSeq lists its product as uncharacterized. The transcript has a single exon. The record is from RefSeq and is a predicted model, not a curated record. Gene Ontology annotation, molecular function: cysteine-type deubiquitinase activity. Bases 216 to 1127 code for a protein of 303 amino acids. Lineage: Eukaryota; Fungi; Ascomycota; Sordariomycetes; Hypocreales; Nectriaceae. Gene Ontology annotation, biological process: protein deubiquitination.
CACUCACUUACCCCGCGAUCCAUUGGUGUAGCUCUUCAAGCUUCAUUAUUUUCUCUUUACUUACCUAUUACCUGGAUAUAUAGAAGCCAAACAAGGACAGGCUCGCCUUUUCUCCCCCUAGACUGCGGGACAUAUCAAGAGCCGAUACCUACAUACUACCUGAAACUUGCUUUCUGACUAAACUCCGAGCCAGGCUGAAGCCAGUCGCAGCAGUCAUGGACAGUCCCAUGGUAACGGAAACCCUUGAGCAGAUUCAGACACGGCAUCGUCGUGAGCUCAAGGACCUGCAAGGCCGCAUAACGGGAAAGAAGAAGAAUGCCACAAAGAAGACGCGCAAAGGCGUAAAUGACGAAUGUGCAGAGAUGGAACGUCAGCUGCGUGAAAAGCAAGCCGCCGAGAUUGCCUCUUUGAACAACAGCGAUGAUAACAACAGCGACGAAGGCGACAAUACCGCCGCCGAAGCUCAAAACCAGCCCCAGGAAGACAUUCUAGUGAAAGAGACCGAGAAGCUCUCUGUCUCAGAACCGGAACAGCAGCAGCAGCAGCAGCCGGGAAAGAAGCGCAAUCGUCAGAAAGAGCGGCUUGCUCGACGUGCUGCUGAGCAGGAGGCUGAGGCGCAGCGUGCAGAAGAGGAAGCAUCCAGUAUGACCAAUCACCGAGCCAAGGAGAGCGAAUAUAUGAAGUCGACGUUUGAGAAGCAUGGGCUUGUGGAGAAAGAUAUCGCGCCCGAUGGACAUUGUCUAUUUUCAGCGGUGGCGGAUCAGCUCGGCCAGAAUGACAUUCCUCUCGGAGACAGUGACACCAAGGAUCCAGCAUACAGGACGGUGCGACGAGUGGCUUCAGAGUAUAUAUUGGAGCAUGGAGACGACUUUGCGCCGUUCCUCGAGGAAGACCUCCAAGACUACGCUCGCAAGAUGCGAGAUACUGCUGAAUGGGGUGGCCAGCUUGAGCUCAUGGCGCUGGCACGACAGUAUAAAGCGGAGAUCCGAGUGGUACAAGAUGGGCGCCUUGAGCGUAUUGGGGAGAAAGAGGGAGCCGAGUCGGGCAAAACAUUAUGGUUGGCAUACUACAGGCACGGCUACGGCUUGGGAGAGCACUACAACUCUCUCCGAAAGGCACCAUCAUGAGAAGGAUAAGGAGAUCACUUUUGUUCUUGUGCGUACAUUGGCGAAAGAUCAUAUGGUGGUUGUUUGGUAUCGAGACGUAAAAAAAGGAGAUUCGGUGGCCAAACUAUUCAGCUUGGUUAUCGACUCCAGACUGAGAGGAAGUCAAGCACUGCGCCAUCUGGGCUGGUGCCGGCCUUGUGCGUUCGAGUUGGUUUGAGAAGACUCAGUCGAUGUAGGGCGUCGGCCCAAGGUUUUGAGCAAGGGUCUUCAUGGACGGUACCGUCGUCGUUGUAUGCAAUUUCUUCGCCAGGAGCUGCUAGGAGGGCUUCAUAGAGCUCCGGGGAGACUCCCCAUGGGGGACCAUUGGCGGACAUGGGUUUUGUCGAAGGGAAUUCGAGACAGACGAGGCGACCAUCAUGAGAAAGCAGCUCGGUCAUGCGCUUGGCCCAUUUUGGUCUUGCUUCGCGAGGCAGAGCGCACAGAAACUGUACAGUUAGUUGGCUUGCUGAAAAGUAGAGGCGCCCAGGAUAUGUAUCAACCCUGGGCUUCAAGAAGUGGAAUUACCGUAUAAUCGUAGAUCAGGUCAAACUUGCCAUCAGCGCCAGCACCUUUGGCCCAAUGUUGUCCGAAGAAGUCACCAGUAAUCCAGUGAAUCUUUCCUUUAUCCAACCCAUCG